Penaeus chinensis is the source of this 2088-nucleotide messenger RNA. Its product is annotated as cysteine-rich motor neuron 1 protein-like. Gene Ontology annotation, molecular function: protein binding. The record is from RefSeq and is a predicted model, not a curated record. The transcript has 4 exons. NCBI's taxonomy places the organism in Eukaryota, Metazoa, Arthropoda, Malacostraca, Decapoda, Penaeidae. The coding region runs from base 1 to 2088 and encodes 695 amino acids.
AUGGAGACAGACGGCACGCGUCUUAAACCUUUCCUCAAGGAGACGCUUUUAAGGAAAGAAAAAGUUCCUGCAGGGAAAGUAACUGGAAUGCGCAUCUCUGGCAUGGAUAUACGUGGAAUGGGGUCGCCUCUGCCUGCUCUAAUGCUGGGGGUCCUCUUGCCCUUCGUCAGCCACUCCUACGCCCAGGUCUUUCCUCCUGGUGUCCGACGUUACCUCGUCCAUACGACCAGUGCUACAAAGAAUGAACAAAAAUACAUUGAAGUCAGACAAGACUGUCCCCCAGUACCUGCCUGCGACCUACCGUGUGUGCUGACUCUGGGUGCUGACAACUGCCUUUCCUGUGAAUGUCAGGCUAUUGAGUGUCAGGCCGGCUGCUAUCAGUCCCUCGGCCCUAAAGGCUGUAUUGAGUGUGACUGCAGUGAAAUACCCUCAUCCUGCCCUCCGGUUCCUGCUUGCUUGCCUUUUUGUUGGCUAAAGAGAACAGCCGAAAACUGCUUCGAGUGUCACUGUGGUCUGACCCGUCCUUCAAACUGUCCUGUUGAACGUCAAUGCGAAGCACCUUGUGUCUUGGCCUCCCUCCCAGGUAACCGUGAGGCAUGUUUCUGCCCUUAUCCCUUAGAGAAAGCGUGUCCCGAAGUCGAAGAGUGCAAUCCUCCGUGUACCACUUCCCUGGGGCCAGAUGCAUGUCCGGAGUGCCAUUGUCCACAAAUUUGUCCACGUACGGAUUGCAGGCCCCCGUGCAGGGCUUUUGUCGAGUCAGAUGGUUGCCUAGGUUGUGACUGCGAUAUUUGUGAACCUGUAGAACAUUGUCCUAUAAUUUGCCUUAUUAAGAAAAACAGUCAUGAAUGCGAUUACUGUGAAUGUCCCACUUGCCAACCAGUUGGUGAAUGUCAUCCACCCUGUUGCCUCAAGUAUGACUUCCUUGGAUGUGAGGUGUGCGACUGUCCACAUUGCCCGCCCGCCACAAACUGCUCUGCCGAAUGCACUGUGAGGAAGGACAGUAAUGGCUGUGAUAACUGCGACUGUUCAGCAUGCAAGCCUCUGACAUAUUGUCCUGAUGAUUGUCCAAAGAUAAAAGACGAAAACAAUUGUGAUGUUUGUGACUGCCCUGUGUGUAAGCCAGUGGCAGAAUGCCCCGUUAGCUGUUUUGUAGAAAAAGACGAGAUUGGAUGUGACAUCUGCAAAUGCCCUGCAUGCGAACCAGUGCAUUGUGAUACUCAUUGCACAGUUACAAAGGGCGUCACGGGGUGUGACGAAUGUACUUGCUCUUCCUGCCAGCCUGUCACUGAGUGCCCCAGCAACUGUUCUCUCAUAAAAAACGACAGUGGUUGUAAAGUAUGCCACUGUGUAAUUUGUCAGCCGUUAUCACAUUGCCCUGAAAACUGUGAAAUAAGAAAGAAUAGUAAUGGCUGCGAUAUGUGCUUCUGUCCCGACUGCCAGCCCCUUCAGUUCUGCCCAGAUGAAUGUCCAAGGAAACUAAAUGAACAUGGAUGUGACGUCUGUGACUGUCCUGCUUGUGAACCUGUUUUUAACUGUCCAGAUCAAUGUGGAAUAGCCCAGAACAGCAAAGGCUGUGAAGUAUGCUACUGCCCCCUCUGUCAGCCGUUGCUUGACUGCCCUAAUGAAUGCCCAACGAAGAGAGACGAAAAUGGGUGCGGCAUUUGUGAUUGCCCAGUGUGUGAACCCGUGCCCAGUUGCUCACCUUCAUGCCAAAUGAAAAGAGACAGCAAGGGCUGUGAUAUUUGUUUCUGCCCCAUAUGCCAGCCACUGACAGACUGUCCUGAUAACUGCAAUGUGGUCACGGAUACUGAAGGCUGCCAGAAAUGCAAAUGCCCGUUAUGCCAGCCAAUACAAGACUGCCCAAGCAAUUGCUCAGUGACAGAAGAUGAAACAAGCUGCGAUGUAUGUGACUGCUCACAGUGCCAUCGGGAAAUUCAGUGCCCAGAAAAGUGUCACGUCGUCGAAAGUACCACAGGCUGUAUGUCCUGCAAUUGCAAAGAGUGCCAGCCAGUAGAGGCGUGCCUCCCACACUGCCGAAGAGAGACAAAUGAAUCUGGAUGCGAAGUGUGUAACUGUGGCCUGUCGUAA